Messenger RNA from Meloidogyne enterolobii, 201 nucleotides. The record is from the annotation of a GenBank genome assembly. Lineage: Eukaryota; Metazoa; Nematoda; Chromadorea; Rhabditida; Meloidogynidae.
AUGAAUAGUAAUGGAGAUGUACGUAGACCAAAUAAAAUUGUCAGGUUUAAACCAACAGAUCCAAAUGUUCUCCAACCCCUUUCAACUGAAGACAGUAUUCCUGAAUAUAUGAAUAUUUUGGGGAUGAUUUUCUCUAUGAUGGGAUUAAUGAUGAAGGUUUUUAAUUUUUUUAAUUGGGAAUUUUAUUCGGUGCGAUCAUAA